AUGGUUUCGGGAACCAUGGCGCCACUUCCUGUGCUGCUUCUGCUUCUUCUGGGAUCAUGUCUCAGGCCAGGUUCUGCGGUGGACAGCGACUCCAGUGAGCGUGAGGGGCGCCCCUACACAGCUGUUAUCGAGGUGCCCAACGGAGGACCCUGGGGAGAUUGGGCGUGGCCCGAGAUGUGUCCGGAUGGAUUCUUCGCCAGUGGCUUUUCCCUCAAGGUCGAACGCCCCCAAGGCAUCCCUGGAGAUGACACGGCCCUGAAUGGGGUCCGGCUUCACUGCGCCCGAGGCAACGCUGAGCGCAACACUCACGUGGUGGAGUCUCAGUCGGGAAGGUGGGGAGCAUGGUCUGAGCCACUGUGGUGUCCAGAUGGCGGCUUCCUCACCUCCUUCUCACUACGUGUGGAAGAUUCCAGGACACCAGGAGACAACACUGCAGCUAACAACGUGCGCUUCCGCUGCUCGGGGGCCGAAGAGCUAGAAGGGCCCGGUCUGGAGUGGGGCGAGUUUGGAUCCUGGAGUGACAGUUGCCCCAAGGGUGUUUGUGGCCUCCAAACCAAGCUGGAGCCUCCCCGUGGGCUCAGGGAUGAUACAGCAGUCAACGACCUUCGUCUUUUCUGUUGCACCAGCUGA
Molecule: messenger RNA, 630 nt
Organism: Trichosurus vulpecula (common brushtail)
Lineage: Eukaryota; Metazoa; Chordata; Mammalia; Diprotodontia; Phalangeridae
Gene: VMO1
Product: vitelline membrane outer layer 1 homolog
Exons: 3
Coding region: 1-630 (209 amino acids)
Source: RefSeq, a predicted model, not a curated record